Molecule: messenger RNA, 2223 nt
Organism: Megalops cyprinoides (Indo-Pacific tarpon)
Lineage: Eukaryota; Metazoa; Chordata; Actinopteri; Elopiformes; Megalopidae
Gene: ttll6
Product: tubulin tyrosine ligase-like family, member 6
Exons: 12
Coding region: 16-2223 (735 amino acids)
Biological process (GO): protein polyglutamylation; microtubule cytoskeleton organization
Cellular component (GO): cilium
Molecular function (GO): tubulin-glutamic acid ligase activity; tubulin binding
Source: RefSeq, a predicted model, not a curated record
UCGCUGGACCGUGUCAUGGACAUGAAACGCUACCAGAAGAUCAACCAUUUCCCUGGAAUGAGUGAGAUCUGCAGGAAAGACUUGCUGGCCAGAAACUUGAACCGCAUGCUAAAGCUCUUCCCCAAGGAGUACAACAUCUUCCCCAGGACCUGGUGUCUCCCAGCAGACUACAGUGACUUCCAGGCUUACUCCAGGGCCAAAAAACACAAGACGUACAUCUGCAAGCCAGACUCGGGUUGCCAGGGCCGUGGGAUCUUCAUCACCAAGUCCAGCAAGGACAUCCGGCCUGGCGAGCACAUGAUCUGCCAGGUUUAUGUCUCCAGGCCAUUCAUCAUUGACGGGUUUAAGUUUGACCUGCGCAUCUAUGUGCUGGUGACAUCCUGCGACCCCUUCCGCAUCUUUCUGUACAACGAGGGGCUGGCGCGCUUCUGCACCACUACGUACAGCGAGCCCGCCAACAGCAACAUGGACGAUGUUUGCAUGCACCUGACGAACUACGCCAUCAACAAACACAGCGAGAACUUUGUCCGCGACGAUGACACUGGGAGCAAACGGAAGCUGUCCACCCUCAAGAAGCACCUUGAGUCCACGCACUGCGACACGGCGAAGCUGUGGAACGACAUUGAGGACGUGAUCAUCAAGACGCUGAUAUCGGCCCACCCCAUCCUGAAGCACAAUUACCACACCUGCUUCCCUAACCACGCGGUUGGCAGCGCCUGCUUCGAGAUCCUGGGGUUCGACGUGCUGCUAGACCACCGGCUGAAGCCCUGGCUGCUGGAGGUGAACCACUCCCCCAGCUUCACCACUGACUCCCGGCUGGACCGGGAGGUGAAGGAUGGGCUGCUGUACGACACGCUGGUCCUCAUCAACCUGGGUGCCUGCGACCGCCGCAAGAUCACAGAGGAGGAGAGGCGGCGCGUCAAAGAGAGGCUGCAGCAGACGCGCUCCAGAGAGGCCAGGAGCGAGGAGUUACGGCAGUCGCAGGCUGCCAGCAUGGAGCAGAUGCUGAAGUAUGAGGCCAAGCACCUGGGUGGAUUCCGCAGGAUCUUCCCCCGGGAGGGAUCGGAGAAGUACGACAAAUACUUCAAGCACAGCAGCUCCCUCUUCCAAGAGACCGUCGCCUCCAAGGCCAGGGAGGAGUGCGCAAGGCAGCAGCUGCAGGAGCUGCGCUUGAAGAGGGAGCUGAAGGAAAGGGACCCAAAAGGGAACCGCAGGCGUGACCUCCAGGGGGAGUCCGCAGGAGAGCGGGCCAAACCACGGCGGGUUCACACGCGCACUGCCCACACUAACCCCACUUACAGCCCCAUGUUACAAAAUCUAAGUAGUGUGCCCACGGAAACAGACCUGUUAGAUGAGGAAGAAGAGGAGGAGCGGGUGAACAGCCUGCUCCAGCGGGCCAGUCUGCUGCGGGAUUUGGGUGUGGUGGAUCAGGUGCAUCAGCUGUUGAAGGGUGCCCCUCCACUGAAAGAUGACACAGUGCCCCCCCAUGGCCAGACUGACUCACAGCAGCACCCACAAGACCAGGCUGUCAUGAUGAAAGAGAGGGAGGGGGAGGGCAAUUGCAUAAUUCACAAGCUGGACUCCUCAUUGGACUUUGCCAGGAGGCCGAGAGACCCGUGCCCAGCAAUCCAGCAGCAAGUGACCAAUGGGGCCAAGCUCAGCCUACUAUAUGAACGACCCCAGCCGGUACAUCAGCGCUGGCCCUGGCUGGGACUGGACAGGAUCCACCAGGAGCCCUUGCAGUCCGAAUCUGUGGAUGAGGUGCACUGUGUCCUGGGAGACAGGUCUGUGGAUGCGGAAUAUCAGGGGCCCGGGGAACUGAGGAGAUCCAGUAGUGCUCAGCGCAUAUCCAGGACCAUCAGGUCCUCCUUCAGGGCAGCAUGCCGUCAGGGCAGCAUGAGUUCGUCCUUCACAGAGGCUCGAAUGCGCGCUCACAUACCCAACGCCACGGAGACGCCCUUCCGUCGGCCAUUGUGCACGCACAUGUCCACUGACCAUAAAGCCCUGCAGAGCCUGUUUGUGGUCUCCACUCCAGCCCCCCUCAUCCAGCGCCCGGAUUUCUCUCACCCUGUCCGCAAGAGCCACCAAAAAACCCCCGCAGCCCAAAGUGGAGCGCUGGGAGGUGUAGCCCCUGCGCCUCCCAGCAAAUCGCAUCGGCUGAUGGACAACGAGAACACGCUGUCCUCCCAAACCGACAAGCCUUAUAUUCUGAGUAUGAUCUAA